AUGCUGCGGUUGAUGUUUAGUCGGGCCCAAGUGUUCCUCAACCGGUAUCCAGUGGCUCGGGGGAUGGUCACGUACAGUUUCCUAUGGCCCACCGGAUGUCUCAUUCAGCAGUCUCUCGUCGGAACGCACUGGAGGGACUACGACUGGACGAAAUGCUUUCGGUUUUUCGUGUAUGGAGGAUUCAUCGUUGCGCCCUCACUUUACUGUUGGAUUCGGCUGGCCUCCAUGAUGUGGCCCGCCCAAACGCUCCGAUCGGCGAUAGCGAAGGCAGUUACCGAGCAAAUUAGUUAUACACCGUUGGCGAUGAGCCUUUUCUACUUUAGUAUGAGCUUGCUCGAGUCCAAAACGGUUAAGGAAUCGUUCGCCGAAGUCAAAGCCAAAGUGCCACCAACGUACAAGGUUGCCAUCUGCAUCUGGCCUUUACUUCAGACGUUCAAUUUUUCUGUUGUGCCGGAAAAGAACCGCGUUCCCUUUGUCAGCAUGUGCAGUUUGCUGUGGACGAUUUUUCUCGCCUACAUGAAACAACUGGAGCUGGAAAAGCUCCAACAGAGCAAGUCGCUUAUUCCAAAGUAACGUUUUAAUGUUUUUAGGUUUUGUAGGAAUAGUUUGUAAACUUACGUAAUUAUGUCUAAUAAAACGUUCACGACUCAUUCAGCACCGA
Messenger RNA from Culex quinquefasciatus (southern house mosquito), 661 nucleotides. RefSeq names its product mpv17-like protein. Bases 1 to 573 code for a protein of 190 amino acids. The record is from RefSeq and is a predicted model, not a curated record. Lineage: Eukaryota; Metazoa; Arthropoda; Insecta; Diptera; Culicidae. The transcript is spliced from 4 exons. Gene Ontology annotation, cellular component: cytoplasm; membrane.